AAGAGUAUACGAUUGCCGUCGAGUUAUACCGGAAUACAGCUACUGUACAUUCACCAUCACCAUCAUCUAAUGGGCCGAGUUACCGGCGGCGAAAUGCCUCCGUCUAAGGAAUUAGCUAAACAUCCGACUUCCUCCAAACGCAAAACUCGCCGUUAUAAUGGCGACCGCCGCGAGAAACGGAAGAAGCGGAGAGUAACAGCACUGCAAACUGAGGCUCAUAGCGAAACCCUAAGCCUAGAAGACAAUUCAAAUCGCACUUUGACGUCUCAUAUGCAUGCGUGCGCACAUGCCAAUUAUCACAGGAGCGGAGAGUAUAGGGGGAAACGAAAGAGGCAAAGGCCGGCUAAUACUGUGGAUCGGCGCAAGUGGGUGUACUCACCUCGGGACGUUUCACAUUGUAAAGAUGGCUUUGUAUUUGUGUCGUAUAAUCUAUUGGCAGUCGAAAAUGCGAAAAAGCAUCCUGAUUUGUACCCUAAUGUCUCGCCAGAGUUAAUGGAUUGGGAUUACCGGAAGCAAAUCUUAUGCAAGGAAGUCCGGGGAUAUAAUCCAGGCAUUAUGUGUUUCCAGGAGGUUGAUCGGUAUGAUGAUUUAGAUAAUCUCCUUCAGAAAGAUGGGUUCAGAGGAGUGUACCAGCCUCGUACAGGGGAUUCAUGUGAUGGUUGUGCAAUAUUUUGGAAGAACGAGCUAUUUACCCUUUUGCACAAAGAAAGCAUAGAGUUCCAAAGGUUUGGUCUACGCAAUAACGUUGCCCAGUUUUGUGUUUUCAAGAGAAAAAGGAAAGAGUGUAGUAACGAUUCAAAUGCUUUGACAUCAGAGGACAUAUCCUCUCAAAGAUUUCUGGUAGGGAACAUCCAUGUACUCUUCAAUCCAAAACGUGGAGACAUUAAGUUGGGUCAGAUUCGUUUACUUAUUGAGAAUGCCCAAAGACUUUCACGGGAAUGGGGUAAUAUACCAAUUGUACUUGCAGGAGACCUAAAUAGUAUGCCAAAGAGUGCAGUUUAUCAGUUUUUGACAUCAUCUAAGUUGGACAUCCGCAUGCAUGACCGAAGGCAUAUCUCUGGGCAGAUUGAUCCAUCUGUAGAACCAACCUAUCGAUUUAAGAGUGUACAUGCAGCGAGGGUUAGAAAGCCAUUUAUGCAUAGAUGGACUGAUGAGGAGCUUAGGCUUGCAACAGGAACAGUAUCUGUUCACCUGCUACAUCAAUUAAAGCUAUGCAGCGCCUAUGCUGGAGUUCCUGGAACCUCUAAGACGAGAGAUGACCUUGGAGAACCCUUGGCAACGUCAUUUCAUUCCCAGUUUCUGGGAACUGUUGAUUAUAUAUGGCAUACAGCUGAGCUUGUUCCUCUGAGGGUUCUUGAUCCCUUGCCUGUCAACAUUUUAAGAAGGACCAGAGGGCUUCCAAGUGAGGAAUGGGGAAGUGAUCAUCUAGCUCUAGUUUGCGAACUAGCAUUUGCUGGUGAAGGUAAGGAGACGUGAAUUGCAUUUGUGGAGUCAGAGGAGACAAUCGGAGUCUUGCACCCACACUGCCCAGGAGCCCACAAGUUGCCAAUCAUGCCUACACCUAUCAGACAAUAACCACCUAAAGCUUUUCAAUGGUUAAAAUUGAAGUCAUUAAAAGUUAAGAAUAGAAGGACCAUGUAUAAAGUAGUUCAACAACAAAUGUUGCAUGUGAAGUAGUUUCUCAAAUUUUAUAAAUUAUAUUUGCAUAAUUGUCUGUUAUGAAUGCUUUUCAGUUUUCUAGUGACAUCCGAUUGCACUCCCAUGGAAAGGGAGUGGGUUUGA
Ipomoea triloba (trilobed morning glory) is the source of this 1782-nucleotide messenger RNA. RefSeq names its product carbon catabolite repressor protein 4 homolog 5. NCBI's taxonomy places the organism in Eukaryota, Viridiplantae, Streptophyta, Magnoliopsida, Solanales, Convolvulaceae. The record is from RefSeq and is a predicted model, not a curated record. The transcript has 14 exons. Bases 70 to 1476 code for a protein of 468 amino acids. Gene Ontology annotation, molecular function: 3'-5'-RNA exonuclease activity.